GAGGGAUAUUCGCGACGCCGGUGACAGCGGCGAGACACCUGCUGACGGCUAUGCUGUCAGGUCGCUGCCCGUCCAUGGGGGGGUCAACGUUCAGGGCGGCAGCGCCGCCAUCGUCGCUCGAGUGUCGUAUAUGCCAGGUCACGGCUGCAGACGAGGACGAGCUCUGUAGCCAUCUCGUCAAGCACCUGCCGGCGCCCGUGGCGCUCCCUCGCGCGAGAGGCCUCGCUCACAGCCGCCAUGGAGACCCCAGCCUGGAUGAAGAAAAGGGGCCCCGAGUCUCGCGACGACGCCGCCGCCGAGGCCAAGGUAGCCCGGAAGGAGAUCGCGGCGGCGGCCAAGAAGGGGGGCGACGCGGCCAUGCGCGAGCUCCUCGUGGUGCUAACCAAGCUCGUGCUCUCGGACUCGCGCUGCCUGGCCGAGGUCGUCGGCACCGUGUACCGCACCUGGGAGGUGGACCUCAAGGGCGACGAGCACGUGGGCUUGGCCCUCGAGGCGGCGGGGAAGGACUACAACACCGAGAGCGAGCGGCUCAGGAAGGAGAGGCAGGAGGGCGGGAGUCCCGACUUCGAGUCGCGGGGGCCCCCACAUGUCCACGUCUUUGUGGCAUUCCUCCAGUGGGCCGGCAAGCAGGAGCUGGGCGAGCACAAAGCCCCGCUGAUGGACUUCUGGAACAAUGUGAUCGUCACGCUGGAGCCCCUGAAGAUCGCGGAGAGGGUGCCCUACUUCAAGUGGAGGCGCAACAAGGGGCCGGGGGGAGUGCUGCAAGACAAGGGCCGGAUUCAGCUCGCCUUCGACCAGACCGACUCGGACAUGCAGGUGUUCACCAAACUGUUCGACGCCAUAAUGGUGAAGCAGGGGGCCAAGAGGCGCGUGGGAGCAGCUCCCAAGGGGCCGCUGGAGAGGGACGCGGGCCGCCUCCUCGCCGCGAUGGUGUCGAAGUGAGGCACAGUAGCCCCGAGCAGGGGCCAGCAGGCUCAUGCGCCCAGCUCUCUCGAAGCCCCGCUCCUUCGGCCUCCUCCUCUUCCUUGCACGGCAUCCCGGCGGCAUUCGCCGGAAGCGUAAGAUUUUUAGAAUUAAGGGCUCAGGGGAAGGUCCCAGCAGUUUUGGAGAUUUCUCAGGCGGCGCGGGGGCAGGUGCCUCCCACUGUAGUUUUGGCGCGCCCUAAGGGG
This is a messenger RNA of Prorocentrum cordatum, 1169 nucleotides long. The record is from the annotation of a GenBank genome assembly. NCBI's taxonomy places the organism in Eukaryota, Dinophyceae, Prorocentrales, Prorocentraceae.